GCACGAGGCAGAGGAACGGAGACAGGUCCUCGGAAGCCUCUUUCCAGAAAAUCUAAUUUCAUCAUUGAGAAAUCUUCUGUCUUAAACAGCCUCCGCCACCGCCAUAAAUUUACAUAUUCUAUAUGCCGCCGGAACGGAGUGGGCCCUAUUUGCAUAAUGCUGCUGGAGGGGCUCAUGCUCCUCUUGAACCUGAAUGUAGCAGGAGCGAGGAAGCAAUUAUUAAGCUGUAGACGUUGGCAGGGAGAGAGGCCUCAGAUGGAUUUCGACUCCAAACCUCAUUCGCCAGGGCUGCUCAUUACCGAAGGCCUGGAUCCCAGGCUGAAGGUGGAUCCCAGGGCUGGGAAAAAUCAGUGUGAAUUGCUUUCUCCAGGUUAUGGCUGCAGCCAGGCCGAGGCCAGAUGUGGGGGGUCUUUGAGCAUCCUGGACAAUUCAUUGCUUUGCUCAGCCAUUUAUUCAACAAUCACAGGACACUGGACACAGAGUUGAACAAAACAAAUGAACUUCCUGCCCUCACAAGGAUUACGCUCUAGAGCAGGAAGGCAAACCUUCAUCAAACAACAUGUAAAUACAGUCAUGCGUCAUUUAACAACACGGAUAUGUUUUGAGAAAUGUGUCAUUAGGCGAUUUCAUCAUUGUGCAAUCAUCAUGGGGUACUUACACAAACCUAGAUGGUAUUACUAUUUUUGCAUAUUUUAAUUUACAUGUUAGGUUGGUGCAAAAGUAAUUGUGGUUUUGCCUUUAAAGUAAUGGCAAAAAUCAUGAUUACUUUUACACCAACCUAAUAUUUUUUUCAUAUGGAAAACCAAAUGUUUCAGCACCGUUACUGAAUAUCAAUCAUUUUCCCUACUUGAUCUGCAAUGUCAAUAUCAAAUGACACUCAUCAGGUUUCUAUAUAGGUUCCAUUAUAAUCUUAUGGGACCACAGUCAUAUAUGUGGUCCAUUGUUGACUGCUAUUUUGUUAUGCGGUGGAUAACUAUAUAUAUCAUAUCUCCACUAAGGAGAGAGGUUAAGAUGGAGUCACAGUAGUUGGCCUGGUCUGAUAGAUUGGGAACGGCAUCUCUGAGGACUAGGGCUGAGAAGAGUUUAGAACUAAAGGAAGAGGGGGAAGGAAGGGCCUCCCUGGCAGACAGAGCAGUGAGUACAAAGGCCAUGUGGUGAAAGGAAGUAUUGGAAGUGAUUGGGAGUAAAAUAAUGGACGUGAGAAACUUUCAAUAGGUACACGAAGGAUUGUAUAAAACCCUAAAAUGUUUAGAACCCUGGUGUCUGAGCCAAUAACUCUGGAACUGUGGCCUAAAGAGCACUUAUUCAGAAAUGCAGGCCCCAGCUCUCUUGAAUCAGACUCCAGUGGCAGGACUCUGGGAUGUAUGUUUUACUGAAAGAUUAGAUACAGCUUAAAGCUUUAAAACUUGUCUGUUUGCAUGACUAUGUCCCUCUGCAGCCUGCAACCUGGGAGGACUGGGACCCUAUCUUAUAUAUCCGUAUGUAUCUCCUAUGCUUGACACAGAAGAGAAUAUACUUGUUGAAUGAGUGAAUGAAAUGAUUCAAUGUUUGCUCAAUGUGGAACGUUGUCAUCAUCAUCAUUAAGGAGAAUAUUGCAAGACAAGUUAUAAAGCUCAUCUCACAAACAGAUCCUGGAGAUUUUGGGUCCUCUGAGAUCAAAUCUUGAAGUGCAAUUGGCAUUUCCAGGAGUGGAAUCCAGGACUCACACCCAGAACAAGCAAAGACACAGUGGCGGUGAGAUCAUUACAUACACUCUCCUGAAGCACUCCCCUACCAUCUCCCUUCAACACAGUAUUUUGGCAAGUAUUGCUAGAAAAAUGGGAACUAUGAUGUAUUGAGUACCUACCAUGUGUUACCUCCUAUAUGAGCUUUAUCUCAUUUAAUCUUGGCAGUGGUCUUAUUUUACACACAAAGAAACUGAGGCUCAGAGAGGUGAAGUCACUAAGUCAGGUAAUGGCAGAUCUGGCAUACAAACCUAAGUCUAUGUAUCACCUGAGCCCAAGCUCAUUGCUUCUUCCUGACCAUGCUUCUUCCCUUUCAGCAGUUCCACUCCCAAGGCUCCCCACUCCAUCCCCAUGAUAAGCCAAAGUUGAGUAAACUGGACACCAGAAUAAUAAGUGGGAAAGAGAGGGACAGGUCUGAUGAGUUACCAUGAAAUGAGCACUGGACUGUGGGUCAAGAGGCCAACCCCAGCUUUGCUGCUGACAUUCUGUGUUGUCUUGAACAAGUCACACCCUCUCUUAGGGUCUCCAUUUCUUCAUCCAUAAGUGAAAUAAAUCUAUAAAAAUAUCCACCUGUCUUGUAUCAUGGACUUUAAUGAGAUAAUGUCUAGAAAAAAGAGUUCUAUGGCACAAAUAAAAUAAGUGUAGUAACUAA
Messenger RNA from Nomascus leucogenys (northern white-cheeked gibbon), 2376 nucleotides. RefSeq lists its product as uncharacterized. Lineage: Eukaryota; Metazoa; Chordata; Mammalia; Primates; Hylobatidae. The record is from RefSeq and is a predicted model, not a curated record. The transcript has 2 exons. Bases 157 to 486 code for a protein of 109 amino acids.